Molecule: messenger RNA, 1024 nt
Organism: Lucilia cuprina (Australian sheep blowfly)
Lineage: Eukaryota; Metazoa; Arthropoda; Insecta; Diptera; Calliphoridae
Gene: mRpS26
Product: probable 28S ribosomal protein S26, mitochondrial
Exons: 3
Coding region: 117-821 (234 amino acids)
Cellular component (GO): mitochondrial small ribosomal subunit
Source: RefSeq, a predicted model, not a curated record
CGUAACAUAUUUUUGGUGCUUUUCAUUGAAACACAUUGAAUGUGUAAAUUUUUCGAUAAAAAUACCAAAAAUCAUUAAUUAAACUUAAAAUUUAAGUAAUAUAUUUAAUAAACAAUAUGUUGCGUGCUCCCGCGGGUAUUUUACAGCGUUUAGCUUUAAAUGAAAGCAAGACUGGGCAAUCUGGUUUUGCUUUGGAAUUUGUAAGAUGGAGACGUAAGCCCCGUUGGUUGCCCACUGCAAAAUCUAAAUUGUUUCGUGUACCUGAAAGAAAACAACAAACUCCUGAGGAAAAAGCCGAAUUAAUGCGUUUGCAUAAUAACUACAAAACACAACUACGUUCGGUACGCCAAUAUUUAAGAGAAGAAAAUCAACGUUUGGAUGAAACCUCUACAGCCGGUCAUUUUGUUUUAACAGCGGAACAAGAAGAAGCUGAAUUCCAGCGCUGUUUACAGGAGAAUGAAAAAUGGAAUCAAGAAAUUGCCCAAAUUAGAGAGCAGCGUUUGGCCAAGGAAAAACAAGAAAAGGCGGAAUAUAUUAAGGAACGUUUGCGUCUAGCCAAAGAACGUGAGGAAGAGAGAAUGGAACAAAUAGAGGCCUUAGUUAAAAAGCAAAAGGAAUUAUCCAAAACCUUUAUUACCCGUGAAAAUCUUGAGACAGCCAUCGAGCAAGCUUUGGCCAAUCCCGUUGACUAUAACUUCUCCAUAGACUUACAUGGCAAUAUGUACCAAGGGCGCACCAAUACACCCGGCAAUACUUCGGGAGGUGGGCAAAAUCUCCAGACACUUUCCGAAGCCGAAGAUCGUCUAGAAGUGCAAAACUAAAGAAGAAAUAUCAGUCUUACGUUUUAGUUUUAAGCCACAAACUAUUGUUUAUUGUUGCAUAUUAAAAAAAGGGUAAAUUUUCUUUUCGUAAAACAAAGGAGCGCAGCGUACAAUAGUAGUCCAUUAUUGUAAAGCUGUAUAUACAAACAUACAUAAGAAAUAAUAAUGUUAAUAAAAUAGAAAAAUCCUAAAUGUGAAACAAA